Molecule: messenger RNA, 1179 nt
Organism: Archocentrus centrarchus (flier cichlid)
Lineage: Eukaryota; Metazoa; Chordata; Actinopteri; Cichliformes; Cichlidae
Product: mucin-13-like
Exons: 9
Coding region: 1-987 (328 amino acids)
Molecular function (GO): calcium ion binding
Source: RefSeq, a predicted model, not a curated record
AUGAAAGACCCCAAAUCACAGAAGUUUAAAGAAACUGCAGAUAAAAUUGUUGCUGAGCUGGAUACUGUUUUUAAAGAGAACCCCACCUACACCGGCUCUACAGUGCUGGCCCUCCUGCCAAGCACCGAUGUCUUGAUAAGGUCUGGCCAGGUCGUCACUGCAUCUGUAGAGAUCAACUUCUCAGCCAGUUCUCAGAUCAGAUCAGAUGAAGUUUUAAAGGAGAUUGAAGACUAUAGUUGUACAGACUGUGUACUGGAUGGGGCAACCUUUAAAGAGAAAGACUUGUGUUCUCUGGAUCCUUGUGAUAGACAAUCCACACAGUGCAAAUCAGGCAAUGGAUCAUUCAGCUGUACCUGUAUGGAGGGCUACAUUUGGACAAACUACAGUAUCAGAAUAUGCGUUCCUGCUUGUCCCGAUGGGGAAGAAUUAAAGGGUGACAAGUGUAAGAAGUGUGCGUUUGGCUACUCUGGUUUGAACUGCAGUGACAACUGGAAGCUCAUUCUGGUAAUCGUGGGCUCUGUGCUUGGUGGACUGCUGCUCAUAGCCUUCAUCCUUCUGCCAGUUGUAGCUACCCUAACUUCAAAGAAGAGCUCCAAGAAGAACAAAGAUGCAGACAUGGAGAAACCAAAUCAGGCAUCUUUCAAUAUCCCAUUGGCUACCAGCAGGUUCGGCAACAACCAGGCCGGGCCAUUCAGUGGAUUAGCCAAUGGCCAGGCAGGUUCUUCCAAUACUGGAAUGCCUAAAUUCCCGCGAGCUACCACCAACAGUUGGGACAGCAGGACCAAACUGGAGAUGACACCAACCAACAACCGACGCAACUUUGGCCCUAUGGACAGGAGCUCGCGGAUAUACAAUGACCCCUAUGAUGUAAACCCAUACUCUCGACCCCAGAACAACCCCUACGCCAUAAACCGUUCCAAGACCAACCCAUAUGCUCAGAGCCAAGGCCACAGCAACCCUAACUAUGACGAAAAACGCUUUUAUUAGUACAAAAUCAGAAAGGUUGAUUAAACAAUGACAUUUUGUUGUUUUGAGUUUUUAAAUCUGUUUUCUAAUUACUGCACAUAAUGAAUCUUAAUGAACCGUAUGUCCUCUUUGACGUGUAGUGGGGAAUUGUAUUCUGACAAACUGCAGUAAAAGCUGUCAUAAACCAAUCUCGCCUGUUCUUGUCUAAAGCAU